AGUGCACCAUCCCAGAGCAGCUCUCCCUAGCCAAGCGCUGACAGGGACUGCACCUGUGUGGAGGUUCCAAGAACAUUGUUUUAGAAGAUGUGUGAAGAAGAGGACAGCACUGCACUGGUUUGUGACAAUGGCUCUGGACUUUGCAAGGCUGGCUUUGCUGGGGACGAUGCUCCAAGAGCGGUUUUUCCUUCCAUUGUGGGGCGUCCCAGGCACCAGGGUGUGAUGGUAGGCAUGGGUCAGAAAGACAGCUAUGUUGGUGAUGAAGCUCAAAGCAAGAGAGGAAUCCUGACACUGAAAUAUCCCAUUGAACAUGGAAUCAUCACAAACUGGGAUGACAUGGAGAAGAUCUGGCAUCAUUCUUUCUAUAAUGAGCUGCGUGUCGCCCCUGAAGAGCACCCAACUCUGCUUACAGAAGCACCUUUGAAUCCCAAGGCUAACCGAGAGAAAAUGACUCAGAUUAUGUUUGAGACUUUCAAUGUCCCAGCCAUGUAUGUUGCUAUUCAGGCGGUUCUCUCCCUCUAUGCCUCUGGGCGUACAACAGGGAUUGUGCUUGACUCUGGGGAUGGUGUCACACACAACGUACCAAUCUAUGAAGGCUAUGCGCUGCCUCAUGCCAUCAUGCGCCUGGACUUGGCUGGCCGUGAUCUUACUGACUACCUCAUGAAAAUCCUGACAGAACGUGGCUACUCCUUCGUCACUACUGCUGAGCGUGAAAUUGUCCGUGACAUCAAGGAGAAGCUCUGCUACGUUGCCCUGGACUUUGAAAAUGAGAUGGCCACAGCUGCUUCUUCAUCCUCCUUAGAGAAAAGCUAUGAGCUGCCUGAUGGCCAGGUGAUCACAAUAGGGAAUGAACGUUUCCGCUGCCCAGAGACCCUCUUUCAACCCUCUUUCAUUGGCAUGGAAUCUGCUGGCAUUCAUGAAACCACCUAUAACAGCAUCAUGAAGUGCGACAUCGAUAUCAGAAAGGACCUCUAUGCAAACAACGUCCUGUCUGGUGGAACCACCAUGUACCCUGGCAUUGCGGACCGCAUGCAAAAGGAAAUCACUGCCUUGGCACCCAGUACUAUGAAAAUCAAGAUUAUUGCUCCUCCAGAGAGAAAGUACUCGGUUUGGAUUGGGGGCUCUAUCCUCGCCUCUCUUUCCACAUUCCAACAGAUGUGGAUCAGCAAACAGGAAUAUGAUGAGGCUGGCCCAUCCAUUGUUCACCGCAAAUGCUUCUAAGUUUGCUUCCCCUUUUACUUUCUCUCGUAGGCACAUUAGCAGUGGUGUAUGCAGGAAUAAUUCCAGUCUUAUAGCCCCAUUCCAAUAUUCCAAAUAUCUUUAUGUUUCCAAUCAGAUUUACAUGGAGUAUUUGGGGGGGGGGAGAUAAAUCAUGACCAUGUUAUCAGUUAGAUGCUUAUGAUUUUAUUAAUAAAACACUUCCCAUUUUCCUUAUGGACUACAA
This is a messenger RNA of Varanus komodoensis (Komodo dragon), 1444 nucleotides long. RefSeq names its product actin alpha 2, smooth muscle (gene ACTA2). The record is from RefSeq and is a predicted model, not a curated record. The transcript has 9 exons. NCBI's taxonomy places the organism in Eukaryota, Metazoa, Chordata, Lepidosauria, Squamata, Varanidae. Bases 88 to 1221 code for a protein of 377 amino acids.